Molecule: messenger RNA, 3443 nt
Organism: Pyricularia grisea
Lineage: Eukaryota; Fungi; Ascomycota; Sordariomycetes; Magnaporthales; Pyriculariaceae
Exons: 4
Coding region: 1-2979 (992 amino acids)
Cellular component (GO): nucleus
Molecular function (GO): zinc ion binding; DNA-binding transcription factor activity, RNA polymerase II-specific
Source: RefSeq, a predicted model, not a curated record
AUGGAGAAGCCAGCGCUAGGUUCAGAGGUCGACAACAUCCUGCUUCAUCAAUCUUCUCUCCCGGAGCCAGACGUUACGACCGUCGCGUGCGACUAUGACGAGGCCAAGUUCGACGUGUCUACCCUUAACCAGCCGACAGAGCAGACGCAACUGAGGGCUGAUCCAGAAGCUCCCGCGUCAUCCGACCAAGAGCCCCAGCAGCGCAAUGUCGAUGACCUUCAACUCGUCGCCCAGCUCGGCACCAGCCUGGCGCCAAUGAUACAGACUAUAGCGGUUGAUGAGAGUGGAGCGUCUGGCUUGGAUGCGCCGCAACCAAGGGAUGACUUUGAGCCGCAAUCCCACGUUGAACAUGGAGAUAGUGUUGAAGAGAGCGUCGCGGCUAGGGAGGAGUCUAUAGUUCCGCCUGAAGCGCCGGGCCCAGACCUUGAAGUUCCGGACGUUCCUCCGGAAGAAAGCCAGCAGCCUUUGUUGGGGCCUCAGCAGCAAGCUGCCGCGGCUCUCGAGGAGCUGGCCGAAAACCAUGCCCCACAGCAUCAGCCGCAGCAUGAGCACAUCCAAAAUGGUGACAGCUCUGAUCAAGUGCAUGAUCCGCAUGCGCCAACAGAGGGUCAAGAUGUCCAGAUGGAAGAUGCUACCAACCUAACUGAGCAAGGGAGUUUGCACGAACAUGUUCUUCCCAUGACUCCCCACCACCAUGAAGCUGCACCACAUCAGAUGCCCCCUCAUCAGCACCAGGGCCUUCCAAUGGAUAAUCAUCAUGAUCACCAUCACAUGAAUGGUCAGAUGAACCAACAGCAGAUCAUGGCGCAGCCCCAUCCGCACCAGCCCCACAUCCAAUCCCCAAUGCAGCCUCCGUACGUCGAUGGGCCUCAGCAGUCUCAAAUGCAUAUGCCGGCGCAACUGCAGAUGUAUGCUGGUUCUCCGGAUAAUGGUGUACCGCCUAGGAAGCGCUCAAAAGUGUCAAGAGCAUGUGACGAAUGUCGUCGUAAAAAGGUCAAAUGUGAUGCAAUAUCGGAGACGGGUGAGACGGCAUGCUCAAACUGUCGCCGGUCUCAGAUACGCUGUGACUUUAGCCGUAUUCCUCAGAAGCGAGGUCCCAGUAAGGGUUAUAUCAAAGAGUUGGCCGACAGGAUUAACUCUAUUGAAGGCAAGCUGGGAAAUCAGGGGUUGACAGCGAGCGACAUCUUGGACUUUGCAGGCGGCCCAAGACGAGAAUCUUCGGAACAUCAGUCCCCGUCAGCACCACUUAACGACAGUGCAAAGCGCCCCUUCUCCAGCAUAUCUACAGAUCCGUUUUCUACUCCGGGUUCAAACAAGCCGCCUGCAACCACCUGGUCCUCGGAACCGAGACCUCUCCAGCCGUAUCCACCGCCAACUACUGCUGCAGAAGGCCAGGGACAAAAACAUGCCUACUCGGCUAACAGACUUGUGCCACCCUUGGCUCCAGCUCCGCCGCCACCCGAACCUCCCCUCUUAGCCCCUGGUCCUCUACCCGUCUCUGCGCCAACAAAUACCGAUGGAAUCCCAGCGGCGAUUCAGCAGCCAGAUAAGCUGAAUGUCCGCGAGAUUGAUGAUAAUGUCUUUCACGGAUACCUUACCAUUGUUCACCCAACGUUUCCUUUUCUUGCCAGCGUCAAGACGGUGGUUCAAUCUACACUGGCAAGAUGUCCGCCCUUGCUGCGUGAGGCUUUUCUUGAGGCGAUCACAUCGACGAUGCAAUCGUUCAAUGCGAUGCCAGAGGGUGUCGCCGCGGGUGAUGCGCGCCGUGCAGCCAGGUUGUUAGUUCAGUGGAAGACGGAAAGUGCUCAAAAUACGCUCAGUGACGAGAAUCAGUACACUGCCAAACUGGUGCACCUUCAGGUCUUGCUUCUCCUAGCUAUCGAGGCUGAAAACCACGGGGUGGCUGCCUUGGAUGGUCAACACGGCGGCUCUUCCCAAGCGGCCUUCCUUGCACAUGCUGUGGCAGUAUCAUACGAUAUGGGGUUACGCACCGCACAGAUGGAUGACUUUUCACAACCAGAUCCGGACCCGGAGUCACAUUACAUGGUUUCUCUGCGGGCUUGGUGGAGCCUUGUUGCUUUGGACCGUUUCAACGCAGCUGGCACUGCAAGGCCGUUGUUGAUUCCGCAGAACUGCAUCCAUGCUACAUGUGCCCUCAAAAUCCUGCUUGGUGACGCAGGUUUUCACUUUAUCGGACUUUGUCACAUACUGGGUAACUACGUCGAAACCUUCAUCUCCUCUCCAAGCGGUCUUAACACAGCCGUACCCUAUAAUGAUGCGCCACCAAUCAACGCCUCGGCCGUCUCGCUUGGCAUGGACAUUUGGAAGUUGAACUUCCCUGCUACUAUAAUAACGCCGAAAUCACAUCCUGUUCUUCACUUUGCGUUCUGGCACUGUCGCCUACUCACAUGCCUACUCACACCAUCUUCCACAGCGACGGAGCUUCUAUGGGCAACAGUGGGCCUGAUACAACAGCUGAGCUCUAAUCACCUAGCUCUCAGCCCACUGAAUCAUCACGUCAAUGGUCUCGCUGGUCUCUGCCUCGCGGAGCUCAGUCGCGUAUCCCAGACGAGGGGAGACUCUAUUGAGUUGAUAGCAAACGAUCUCAUGGGGGGCAGCAUGGCCCCGUCGACGUGGGACAAUAUAAUACGCGCCAAGGUGUCGUCCAUGGAUGACACCACUGCUGGCAACCCGGAGUCGGUAGCACAAGCAGGAGACUCAGCCGCCGCAGCGCCGACAACUGCUGCAGGGGCUACCGCCAGUCAAGGUCUCAAACACCUCGCCGACCUGGCAGCCGCCAGCACUGAUCUGGCCGAGGCCAACAACACUACCGCCGCCGGUGAGCCGGAUCCAAACGCGCGGGACGAGGCACUCAUGCACCUGAUGAGGAGGCUACAGGGAGCUAGAAACUAUGAAGACCUUGGAUUCGAUCCACGCCCGAUGCUGCGGAAGGGGUAUCUUUACGCCUUGCAGGUAUAGGCAAAUCAAUAAGGUAGCAUUUUUUACUCCAAAAUGGCCUCGCUUUUACUGGUUUAGGAUUCAAAAAUUCACUUCAUGUUGUAGAGGUGGAGAAGGGCAGAGGAGAAAAAAAAGUGGCCUUGAAUAAUGUAUUUUAUAAAGUCAUACCACGCACACGAGGCAAAGUAGUUCCUUGGUGCUGUGUUAUAUAUACUACAGGGUGUGCCUGGCACUCUUUGUUUGAAGAUUUGGGGCCUUAUCACACCUUCUUUGGCAAUGGCUCUUAUAAUGCUUCCUGAUCCCUGGUAAGGGACUUAAUAAGGGAUGGGCGCAGUUAUUGAAGUGCCAGUUGGUGCCUUGGUUCGGUGAGAGUCAAAGCGCAACUUCGCCCUUGGGUGAAGUUGGUAGUCAUCUGCGGACAACCAGAUGUGGCAGAUCCGCAUCCCUUGAUGCACUGAACCUUUUCUUUUUUUUUUUUUUCUCUC